Molecule: messenger RNA, 2154 nt
Organism: Hyaloscypha bicolor E
Lineage: Eukaryota; Fungi; Ascomycota; Leotiomycetes; Helotiales; Hyaloscyphaceae
Exons: 7
Coding region: 1-2154 (717 amino acids)
Biological process (GO): DNA replication; DNA replication initiation
Cellular component (GO): DNA replication preinitiation complex; nuclear origin of replication recognition complex; nuclear pre-replicative complex
Molecular function (GO): DNA replication origin binding
Source: RefSeq, a predicted model, not a curated record
AUGUCCGACAAUGAAGAAAUCCACAGCCACGAUGGCUUUGACGCCCUCGAUCACCAGCUAGUUUAUGUAUACGCUCCUGCGAAUGCCCCUGACGAUACUUCAACUCGACCGGCGAAGAGACGGAAGGUUGCAAAGGUGGAGGCUUUAGUUUCAGGAAAUGCGCCUGUUCACACAUUGAAGUUCGAGACUCUUUUGAAUGGCCUGGAAAGCCCUGAAUGCGUAGCCUUGCGCCAGGAGACCUUUGAGCGCGCCUGGGCAAAGACAGAGGCGCAAAUUCAGUCUAUCUUGGAUGAAGCAAAUGAGGAUACGCUCGGAGAAGUCACCGCAUUUGUGGAUGGUACCAAAAAACUUGGAAGCUUUGCAGCAAGAGUUCCUACCGGGUUCAUUGUUACUGGACCAAAUAUUUCUUCUCACUCACUCUUGUUCAAGCAAUUAUCUACCCGACUAAAGACAGAGAUCAAUGGGCCAACCGUUGUUUUGAGAUCUAAUGAUGCCUCAAAUCUCAAAGCCGUUCUUAAGCAGCUUAUUCGAGAUGUAACAAACCAGAGACCCGGUGAUGGCGAUGAGAAAGGUCUCUAUUCUGAUCAAGACGGCCGGAAACUGUUGAAUUAUGACUUGGAAAUCCUCCAUGGCUACGUGAAGGCUCAUGGCAGUCUGGCAGUGGUUAUUGCUUUCCAAGAUAGUGAAGCUUUCGACUCUGAUUUAAUAUCAGAGCUGAUAAACCUUUUCAGCUCUUGGAUGGAUCGUAUUCCCUUUGUUCUGCUUUUUGGUAUCGCUACAUCGUUGGACCUUUUCCAUGAACGGCUUUCAAGAUCAGCAAGUCGCUUGCUCGAUGGCGUGCAAUUUGAUGUCGAGCAGAGUAGUUGUUUACUGGAGAGAAUUUUUCAAAGCGCUGUUGCUGGGUCUGAAGCACCAUUGAGACUUGGAAGUGUGCUUGUCUCUAGCCUGAUGGAGAGGCAACAUGAUCAUAUUCAGAGUGUUCAGUCGUUCAUUGCAGCCCUGAAGUACGCAUACAUGUGCCACUUCUAUGGUAAUCCUUUCAGCUGGCUCUGUGAUGAUACAUUAACUGGCCGUAAUCUUCCAAAUCUCCUUCGACCUCAUCACCUUGAAGUCAUUAAAACGCUCCCUUCUUUUCAGAUGAUGGUGGAUGUGUUGAUCAAAAGAGAGCAAUUGACGCGGGCUAAAACCCUUCUCAAAGAUGACAAAGCCCUUAUCCAGGAAAUCGAGAAAUCACAAGAAUCUAGGAAGAGGUCGAUUACUCAACUCCUACGAGCUAUGUUUUUACUGUCAACCUCUUCACCAGAACCUGUUGAUAAGAUUGAGCUCUACGUGACUGCUUUUCAAGGAGCUCUCGCCGAGUCAGACUUCGUCAAACGGGUACUUGACUCAAUCAAGCGGAUGGACCCUGACGAUUUGUUAACUUUUGUCAAAGCUCUUUCAAAUUGCAUAGAGAAUGGAAGCGCGGAAAUGAAUCUCGUCGGCUGGGGAGAUGAGGAGGAUGAGCUCCUUGGUGCAAUAAUUGGAAUAUACUCAAAAGUGUCAGCCCUGGAGAUGGAUUCUGCUAAAACUGGAAACCCGAUUCGGAGCAGUUACGCGAUUCAUAGCAAGGGAGUGAGGACGACUGUCAUUGCUCAAAGAGUACAGCUGAGCUAUGAGAACUCGACACUCACUGAGCAGGACAAAGAAUUCACAGCACUCGUGGACUGUCUGACGGGCCGGCUCCAGGAGUGCUUCUCUCAACCAGGGAAUCCCCAGGAACUGUUUUUGAAUGAAGUUUGGCUUUACGAUUGGACGGUUCCUCACAAGAGCAUUUUCACACCACGACCUCGGGAGGCUAUUGAGCUUGCUCUCCACACACCAUACCGCUACUUGAGCUGCGAUUGCUGCGAGUCCGUCGAAGGGCUGUCCUCAACACACCCGGCAACAGCGAUACUAUACCAGAUGUACCUUGAAACCGGGUCACUCAUCAACAUAUUUGACCUUUGGUCAGCUUUCUUUGAGAUGUUGGGCGGUGGCGAGGAACAGAAGUGUGAUGAACGGGUUGCACUUGUCAUGUUCUACAGAGGUCUGGCGGAUUUGAAGUCGUUGGGUAUGGUCAAGCAGAGCAAGAAGAAGGCAGACCAUCUGGCAAAGGUAGCAUGGAAGGGUUUGUGA